This is a messenger RNA of Poecilia latipinna (sailfin molly), 1581 nucleotides long. RefSeq names its product mitochondrial coenzyme A transporter SLC25A42-like. The coding region runs from base 437 to 1426 and encodes 329 amino acids. The record is from RefSeq and is a predicted model, not a curated record. Lineage: Eukaryota; Metazoa; Chordata; Actinopteri; Cyprinodontiformes; Poeciliidae. Gene Ontology annotation, cellular component: mitochondrial inner membrane. The transcript has 8 exons. Gene Ontology annotation, biological process: transmembrane transport.
CAAAACAGUGGAUUACGCCGUGUUCCCGUUCGCUCGGGGCUCGAGAGUCCAGAAUAAUCUUUCUGUGCACAGAAUAGGAGAGAGGAGGGGGGAGAGGGAACACCUCCGAGUUGAACGUUGUCUGACUCACGUACCCUUACAAACAAACUGCAAGCUUUAUUGACACUUUUCUUCGACUCAACUUGAUAAAAGACGUCAACAACGCGAGGAGACGCGGGGACACAUCGCGGCGCGUGUGCUGUGCAACUUAAAAGCUCGAGUGACGAGCCUUCUGUCGACAAACAGGAGACGUGCAGCACGGCAGAGCAUUGUAGGAUUUCAAGCGUCGACUAUUUGUAAACACGGACUGCUGUGGGACAGUCAAGCUGUGGGGUUUUGUCCAGAAAGAGCACCGCGGGUGUGUGACAAGCCUUGGUAAUCUAAGAAGGGGGCACCAAUGGCCCACCGUGUGCACGAGCACCGCCAGGGCCGCAUGCCUGUGGCCCAAACCACCGUGCUGACCCUCCCACCGUCCAGCCAAGCAAAGGACCUGAGACCCAGAUUGACCCCUCUGGACUCUCUGCUGUGUGGAGCAUUCGCUGGAGCUGUGGCCAAAACCGUCAUUGCACCUCUGGACCGCACCAAGAUCAUUUUUCAAGUGUCUUCAAAGAGGUUCUCGGCAAAGGAGGCCUUCAGGGUGAUCUACUGCACGUACAUGAAGGAUGGAUUCCUCAGUCUGUGGAGGGGGAACUCUGCCACCAUGGUGCGGGUCAUGCCCUACGCUGCCAUCCAGUUUUGCUCACACGAGCAAUACAAGAAACUCCUGGGGGGCUACUAUGGCUUCCAGGGCAAAGCGCUGCCUCCUUUCCCACGGCUACUGGCGGGUUCUCUGGCCGGUACGACCGCCGCCAUGCUAACUUACCCCUUGGACAUGGUCCGAGCCAGGAUGGCUGUCACUGCUAAAGAAAUGUACAGUAACAUCAUGCAUGUCUUUGUACGCAUCUCCCAAGAAGAAGGUGUAAAGACACUGUAUAAAGGUUUCACUCCCACCAUCUUGGGUGUUAUCCCAUACGCAGGGAUCACGUUUUUUACCUAUGAGACCCUCAAAAAGCUCCACGCAGACAAGACGAAGCGAUCUCAGCCUUACCCUUACGAGCGCUUAGCGUUUGGAGCCUGUGCGGGCCUGAUUGGACAGUCGGCUUCGUACCCUCUGGAUGUUGUGCGCCGGCGCAUGCAGACAGCCGGCGUGAUCGGCUCCUCCUACACUACCAUCCUGGGGACCAUGCGCGAGAUUGUGAAGCAGGAAGGCAUCAGGCGUGGACUGUACAAAGGCCUGAGCAUGAACUGGGUGAAAGGGCCCAUCGCAGUGGGAAUUAGCUUCACCACGUUUGAUGUUACGCACAACUUGCUGCUGAAGCUGCACCAGAUGGGCUACUCCAUCCACUGAGCCAGGUGGGUGGGGCUGAAGAACGGUAACGGAGGGAAAGUACAGAUGCGACCUGCAUGAGGAAAGGGAGCGGAGCCCGUUUCGUGGCUGUGACGAGCCUCUGCUCUGUGCAGGACCGUCCCCACAGCUCACUCCUGUUUCCUACAGAGGAUGUC